CUCUUGACUAUAGCUAAUGGCUUCAGAGUCUAGAUUUCAAGCCUGAUUUGAUUGUCCGUUAGAAAGGAAAUUGAUGUUUUAUAAUGGUUCCCAUUUGCGAAAAUAAAGAAUGGCCCGCGAUUUUGUAGGGCUAUUAUAAGGCCGAGAUGAUAACCAAAUCGAUACUAUAGAUAAGAGAAAAAGGUGAGGUAUCACAUCAUUUUAAGCAAGCGUCUAGGAGAUUCGAAGAAGAGAAGAAAAAAGAUGGGUAUGGAGAAGCAAAUCAUCAGACCCGGCACAGGACCCAAACCCGCUCCGGGUCAAACCGUCACCGUCCACUGUACUGGAUUCGGGAAAGGUGGUGAUCUUUCUCAGCAAUUCUGGAGUACAAAGGACGCUGGCCAAAAACCUUUCUCCUUCCAGAUCGGUAAAGGUGCUGUGAUCAAAGGAUGGGAUGAAGGCGUUAUUGGAAUGCAAAUUGGAGAGGUUGCUCGAUUGCGGUGCUCACCGGAUUACGCAUAUGGUGCUGGUGGAUUUCCGGCGUGGGGAAUCUAGCCAAACUCGGUUCUCGACUUUGAAAUCGAAGUACUCAGCGUGCAGUGAUGAUCUAUUUCACUCCAGCUCAAAAAAUAGUUUUCCUUAAUAUUUGUGCAUUGAGGUAAAACAUAAGUAAUAUGGAACAGAGGAACUAUUAGUUUAUUUUUAAAUAUUUCUAUAAUGUACUGUCGGAGAUGGUUUACAUAUUUGAAAAAGCCCCCAAUAAAACAAUAUAUCUAUUGAAAAUAUAACCACACAUGAUUUUGUUAGUGGUGUGAUUAUUGUGAUCAUGUAAUGUUGGAGAUAUGAUUUUCUGCU
Molecule: messenger RNA, 834 nt
Organism: Raphanus sativus (radish)
Lineage: Eukaryota; Viridiplantae; Streptophyta; Magnoliopsida; Brassicales; Brassicaceae
Product: peptidyl-prolyl cis-trans isomerase FKBP12
Exons: 5
Coding region: 244-534 (96 amino acids)
Molecular function (GO): peptidyl-prolyl cis-trans isomerase activity
Source: RefSeq, a predicted model, not a curated record